This is a messenger RNA of Trichoderma atroviride IMI 206040, 1542 nucleotides long. RefSeq lists its product as uncharacterized. Gene Ontology annotation, molecular function: SNAP receptor activity; syntaxin binding. Gene Ontology annotation, biological process: vesicle fusion; exocytosis. The record is from RefSeq and is a predicted model, not a curated record. NCBI's taxonomy places the organism in Eukaryota, Fungi, Ascomycota, Sordariomycetes, Hypocreales, Hypocreaceae. Gene Ontology annotation, cellular component: plasma membrane; SNARE complex.
ACCUGCUCUACCAUUAUUUCUUUCUUUCUUUCUUUUGUGGCUCUAGAUUUGCAUCUCGGUUUAUCUGAAUUCGACAACCCCCCCAUAGAACACGAUGAAGAAAUUCGGCUUCGGCAAGAAAGGCGACGACGGCGACGACACCAACCGAAAUGCCCUUUUUGGCAGCCGCAAGAAGAACUCGACGCCCACUCCCUCGGAAAACCCAUAUGCCAACCAAGGAGGCAACGAUCCAUAUGCUGAGCAAACCAAAUACGCAAACAUGGGCGCCCGUCCGUCACCGCCUGCAAAUGGCGGCUACAGCCCAUACCAAGGAGGACAGAGCCCGGCCCCUCAGCAGCCUGCCGCCUCAGGGUACGGCAGCGAUCGAUACGGCUCAGGUGGUGGCUACGGCUCCAACCGCUACGACAGCGGCCCUGGCUCAAACCACAACAAUGCUCCGGCAGCGGGGGCUAGAGGCCCUGGAGGCUACGGAGGCUUUGGCCGUGAUGCGCCAGACAGCAACAGAGACGCCCUCUUCGCCGGCGCACAGGAGCGGCUCGAGCAAAAGCAGCAGCAGGCUACAGCGCCUGGGGCUGAUUCACAGUCGGGUGGCUCCUAUGGAGGCUAUGGCGAGCAGCGGGAAUUGACAGAAGAAGAACAGGAGGAGGCUGACUAUCAGGCUAUUCUGACUGAAAAGAGACAGGUUCAGCAGGACAGUGUUGCUUCAGUGAGCCGCUCGGUGCAAAUGGCCAGACAAGCCAACGAGGUCGGACGUGCUACUUUGGCCCGUCUUGGCGCACAGGGAGAACGGUUGCAUAACACGGAAAAGAACCUCGACCUUGCCGCCAACCAAAAUAAGAUUGCUCAGGACAGAGCAGCCGAGUUGAAGACGCUUAAUCGCAGCAUGUUUGCCGUCCACGUUGGAAACCCAUUCACGUCCAAGCAGCGCCAGCAGAAGGCCGAUGAGGAUGUAAUGAACCGCCAUCGGGCUGAGCGAGAGCAGCGAGAGAUGACUCGGCGAGACGGCUACGCUGCCACCCAGCGCAUGGAGCAGAACAUGCGCCAGAUUGGCAAUACAGGGGGGAACCGGGCAAACCGCAAGAAGGAUUACGGAAAAUUCAAUCUGGACGACGAAGAGGGCGCUGACGAACUCGAGGAUCAAAUCGAUGAUGGGCUCACCGAACUCGAGGGACAAGUCAAGAUGAUGAACAUGGUCGGCCGAGCCAUUGGCGCAGAGGUGGACGUCCAAAACAAGCAAAUCGAUCGUAUUAUGAAUAAGAGUGACGCAGUUGAUGAUGCUACAAGAAUGAAUAGAGAACGGUUGGCCCGUAUCAGGUAAAGCGAUGAAUAGAAUUUCGGUCUUAUAGACUGCUGGGUUUUGCGUGUGUGUGUUUUCAUAAUAUGGUGUAUUUCAUUUAUUAUAUAUCUUAGUAGCUAUAUAUAUUACAUGAAACGUUUAAUAUUGCUCGUCGUGCAACGCCUCUCGUACUAUCACGCAGCAACGCAGUCCAUCUUCAUUUCCAAUUGCAAGGGGCUUUUGACAAGGCUUAGCUAAUUCCUCCC